UUAUUUCCAGAAACUAAAUUAUCAAGCCCAUCCUUUCCUGGUCCACAACAGAAAACAGUCUCUAUCAUACCCAGAACUAAUAUGUAUUCCGGAGAAAAUGCUGGCAUUAAAAUAAACUUAAUGAUUGGUUCAAUUUCUAAUGCAUCUGUUGAUGUCAUCGUUAACAGCACCAAUGAACGGCUCCAGCUUAAUGAUGGUUCUAUCUCCAAAUUUAUUCUCAAAGCUGCUGGUCCACAGAUACAAGAUGAAUGUUACCAGAAAUAUCCUCGAGGUAUUUCUACAUCUGAAAUAGCCGUCACUAAAGGAUAUAACCUCAACUGUAAGAAUGUAAUUCAUCUGGCAUUACCUCCCUGGGAUGAAAAUUCCUCUGAUUCAAUAUUGCGAAACUUGACUAGCAUGGUAAACACUUGUCUAGGAACUGCUUCAUGUCUUAGUGCAAAAAGCCUUGCAUUUCCUAUAUUAGGAGCUGGAGUAUUGAAAUAUCCCAUUGAAAAACUACCUGGAACUAUGUAUGAAGCAGUCAAAGAGUCACCUCGAAAAUACGAUAUCAAAGAUGUUUACUUUGUUGUUUUCCCUAAAGACACAGAAAUAGUAAAGAAAUUUAAAGAAUAUUUCCAACAAAUGUCAGCAGAUGGCUCAGCUGUAACAUCAGAUGAUGAAGAUGACGAAGAUGAAGAAAUAGAAGAUAAUGUCUCUACUGGUCAACACGAUGAUGGUGUCACCUUGAAAUUCUUUGCUAAAUACCAAAAUCUUGACAAUGCUAUAGAAACUGUUAAAAAAGAAUACCUUUCUCUGUUGACCACUGAGGAAAUACCAUUUGAUACAAAUUUAACAGAAUCUCGAAAGCUGAGUUUAAGGGAUAUUAGUAGAACACAUGAAGUCCAGAUUUCUAUCAGUAACAAAAUUACAAUUUAUGGCAGACAUUCUCUUGUAAAAGAUGCCAAACUCUCUGUCCAAUCAUUAUUAAUGGGAUUCAAAGAAACUGACGAGGAAACUCUUCUUAAAACAAUGGUACAAUGGUCUUACUUUGAUGAAAAUUUUCCAGCAAACCUACAAAUGUUUGAAGACAAAGUAAAUGCCAAGCUUGAGAAAGCAUACUCACAGAAGAAAAAAACCCUUGAUUGGGAAAACAUAAAAUUUGAUAUUAAGAAAAUGAGUUUUCAACUCAGAGGGAGGAAAUAUAAAAUGAAGAGACAACAAAACCUAAAAGAUGAAGUGACCCCUGAUACAUGGUCACCAAUGGGAGACAAGGAAUUAAUUAAAAUCGUUCCAGUAACAAAUGGACCAGAAUAUGAUGACAUCCAAGCCACUUUCCGUCGGAAGUUGCCUUCCUGUCGUAUAAUCAAAAUUGAGAGAAUUCAAAAUAAAACAUUAUACCAUGGAUACCAAGCAUUGAAAAGAAAGUUUGAGGUAGAAAAUCCAAACAUUACAAAUGAAGUUGAUGGCCUUUGGCAUGGUACUGCUGAAAGAUCUGUUGAUGGAAUAAAUAAAUCAGGAUUCAACCGUAGCUAUUGUGGUAAAAAUGCCACAGCAUAUGGUGAAGGUGUUUAUUUUGCCAGAGACAUCCAAUAUUCUGCAAGGGAUACCUAUUCUGCUCCUGACCAUAACGGAAUAAAGAGAAUAUACAAAUGCAGUGUUCUUGUGGGAAGAGUGAUGCAAGGAUACUACGGACUAAAAGUUUUACAGGAUUCUUACAAUUCUGCUGUUGAUAAUUUUCAAAGACCCAAUAUUUAUGUUACUUUUCAUGACUCUCAGGCAUAUCCUAAUUAUUUGAUUACAUUCUCUAAUCAUUGAAUAUAAUUGGAAUUCAUAAAACACAUAUAAAGUGAACAGGAAUAUAUUUAACAAAAGAAAGACAAAGAAAAUACAGGAAAUUCUCUAAUUCUAGGUGCAAUCCCAGGGUCUUUUGUAAGAAUAAAACUAUUCAAUAGAAUAUUUCUCUAUCAUUCA
Molecule: messenger RNA, 1950 nt
Organism: Octopus sinensis (East Asian common octopus)
Lineage: Eukaryota; Metazoa; Mollusca; Cephalopoda; Octopoda; Octopodidae
Product: protein mono-ADP-ribosyltransferase PARP14-like
Exons: 9
Coding region: 82-1794 (570 amino acids)
Biological process (GO): negative regulation of gene expression
Cellular component (GO): nucleus; cytoplasm
Molecular function (GO): NAD+ poly-ADP-ribosyltransferase activity; transcription corepressor activity
Source: RefSeq, a predicted model, not a curated record